Gossypium raimondii (Peruvian cotton) is the source of this 555-nucleotide messenger RNA. RefSeq lists its product as hypothetical. The record is from RefSeq and is a predicted model, not a curated record. The transcript has 2 exons. Bases 6 to 362 code for a protein of 118 amino acids. NCBI's taxonomy places the organism in Eukaryota, Viridiplantae, Streptophyta, Magnoliopsida, Malvales, Malvaceae.
GUUGCAUGGAUACCAGAAAAAUGGAAAUGCUCACCCCUUUCGCACCUUCACCCCACCACUCUUAUUCCUUUUCCAAAUCUUUGAUCUUUCCCCCCAGGUUUCAUCCCCUCUCUCCCUCCCUCCCCGUCCGCCUCCGUUCCUUUUCCCCUACCCGCCCUCCACUUUGUCUCUCUGCCGGCUCCCCUCCACCUUCUCCGCCUGACUCUGACCCCCCAGGGUUAGAGGGAAAGUUGUCUAGAUUUCAGGAUCGUGCACGGAUCUUCUUUGCUAUUCUUUUCUGGAUGUCUCUGUUUUUCUGGUCUUCUUCAUGGGAUGGGAGGAAUACUGGUAAACCUAACAAAGGAUCUCGAUUUAGAAGAUAACCUAGUAAGAAAUUUGGUUCUGUAUAUAAAUAUCAGACUCAGAUAGAUUAGUACUAGAAAUACGCGAAGAAAAUUAAAAUAUAGGUAAAGAACUUGUACUUUGUUUUCUUUCAUUUCCAAUUAGCUUUUGUUAUAUUAGGGAAACAUAUUCUUGUAACAUCUUAUGGAAUCAAAUAUCAAGGUUUUCCAUUUA